This is a messenger RNA of Acanthocheilonema viteae, 1299 nucleotides long. The record is from the annotation of a GenBank genome assembly. NCBI's taxonomy places the organism in Eukaryota, Metazoa, Nematoda, Chromadorea, Rhabditida, Onchocercidae.
AUGGACGAAGAUUUAACGGAACGACACAAUGAAGUAGAAAUGAUGGAUGAUGAGGAUGAAAAGAAACGAGUAAAAAAUGCCAAGAAAAAGGUUUACAUACCUGGUAUAAGUCGACCAUUACGUGAGGAUGAAGACUGGGAUUUUGAUCCUAAAGCAUACCGCUUAUAUCACAGUUUUGAAACAAGAUGGCCUUGCCUCAGCUUCGACACGAUUGCUGAUGAUCUUGGUGAUAAUCGUACUGAUUUUCCGAUGAGCUGUUAUUUAGUCGGCGGAACGCAAGCUGAGAAGGCAACUAAUAACGAAUUAAUUGUGAUGAAGUUGUCAAAUUUGAAUCCAAUCGAAGAUGAUGAAACAUCUGGUAGCGAAGAAGAUCUUGAAGAAAGUCCUCGAGACAAAGAACCAAAGCUUCAUGCUAUAGCUAUUCCACAUAUUGGCAUCGUUAAUCGUGUAAAGGUGACUACUCUUGGUCAAAGCAAAGUGUGUGCUGCAUUCAGUAGUCAAGGAAAAGUAACAUUAUGGAAUCUCACUCAAACAGUAGAAGAAAUAUCCAAUGCAGUAGGACGCGACCGCAUUAUGAAACACCCGAAAGAUCGACCUUUCUUUUCAUUCAUUGGUCAUCAAGCUGAGGGAUAUGCCUUGUCAUGGUCACCGCUUAAAAUGGGAAGGCUUGCAUCUGGUGACAUUAAACAUAAAAUACAUUUGUGGACAAUGGCUGAAGGUGGUAAAUGGGUUAUUGAUCAGAAACCUCUUGUCGAACACAAGGAUUCUGUAGAGGAUCUUUGUUGGUCACCAACGGAAGAAGCAAUGCUUGCUUCGUGUUCGGCUGAUCAUAGCAUCAAACUGUGGGAUACGAGGUCUGCGCCGUCAGAUGCUUGCGUUUGCACUAUAAAAAAUGCACACGAGUCACAUGUAAACGUUUUAUCAUGGAACCAAUUUGAACCUCUUAUCAUAAGCGGUGGCGACGACAUGACUUUGAAUGUAUGGUCACUUAAAACUAUGCAGUACAAAGAACCCGUUGCUCGGUUCAAACAACACAAAGCACCAAUCACUUCCGUAGAAUGGUCUCCUCAUGAGACAACAACAUUGAUAGCAUCCGGGGAAGAUAAUCAAGUAACUAUAUGGGAUUUAGCUCUCGAAGCCGAUUCAAACGAAAGUAUUGCUGAAGUGCCACCACAGUUAUUAUUUGUUCAUAUGGGACAAAAGGAAGUGAAAGAGGUACAUUGGCAUAGUCAGAUUCCUGGUUUAGCGGUCACAACGGCACUGUCUGGCUUCAACUUAUUCAAACCAAUAAAUUUAUGA